AUGUUUUUCAAUUCACGCGCCCUUCUAUCUUUUGUUCGUUUUUCUUUCGUGAGAUAUGACUUGCUUUGCCAUUUGAGGCAUCGAAUAUUAUUGAUGGACUCAACCCUCUUCACUUUCCCGUUUCCCCAGCCCCUUCCUUAUUUUGAUGCAUAUACAUGCAUUAAUACAAGUCGGUUUAUAUCCUUCCCAACGCCUUCUGGGCCCUCAUGGGAAGGUAAGGGAGAUGCAACCGCAGUUCCUGAAGCUUGCCCCAAGGAACUAAUUACUUUCGACCUUCGUAAGUUCUGCGACAAAACCGCUGCCGCCACCCAUCUAAACACUCACCAUUCUCACACAUCCUUCACAGCCUCCAUAAAAUUCCAAAACUCCAGAUUCGUCCUCUCCCCCUGGCCCCUAAACACCCAAUGUAACACCUCAGGCACCAUCGCCAAUUCUAAACCCCUUCUCAAACUAUCCCUAAACAUACUCAGCACCGCCUGCGCCAAUUCCCCCAGUACGGUGUAUGGUGCUGCAAGUCGGGGAUCUGGAAGUCGUUUCGUAGUCUCGCUGAACCUGAACUGUGUUUGCGGCAGUGAAUAUUCACACCGGCGUUAUCAUAGAGGGCGGAUGACUACUAUUCAGCAAUGGAUGCCCAAGAAAGAGGAGGGAUUCGACAAAACAUAUUUCAAGAGAUUAAUAGACAGAAUGGGCUUGUGGAAAUACAGGUUGAAAAUUUCUUUGGUGGCAUGUUCUACGAGGGUCGGCAUUUAUAUCACUAGCAGCCUAGACGAGGUCGACCCCAUCCAUAUUAACGCAACACCUCUUCCCAAUCAUUAUCAAGUGAGAUAUUUUGCCAAAGAAGGAAAAGAGCUUCAAUCGCAGCCCCUACAACUUGAUGGUCUUGCAAUUCCGUGGCGGAGCAUUUACAAGGCCAUCAAUAUGGUCUAUUUGAUGGAUUUGGCCUCUCUAUAA
Messenger RNA from Lindgomyces ingoldianus, 951 nucleotides. RefSeq lists its product as uncharacterized. Bases 1 to 951 code for a protein of 316 amino acids. Lineage: Eukaryota; Fungi; Ascomycota; Dothideomycetes; Pleosporales; Lindgomycetaceae. The transcript has 10 exons. The record is from RefSeq and is a predicted model, not a curated record.